UUUAGGUUUUUGUUUUGAUUUGAUUUCUUGUCUAAUUUAAAAUUGAUUGGGAACAAAAUUUUAAUUAAUUUAAUUACUAUUAUAUUGUAAGUGUAAUUGUUUUUGUUUCUUUUCUAAUUGAUAAUUUACUAAUUAGGAAUGACCCAAUAUUUACCACCUAAUCUAUUGGCGUUAUUCGCCCCUCGUGAUCCUAUUCCAUAUCUUCCUCCGGUAGAUAAAUUACCUUUCCAGAAAAAGACUACUGGUUAUACCGGCGUAGCCAAAUACGUUUCCUAUUUUGAGGAUCCUAAGGAUACUCCACCGCCUAAGCGUAUUGAAAGUAGAGAAGAACAUCUUGAAAGAAAACGAAGAGAAAAAGCUGAACAAGUCAUCUACAGGUUAGAACAGAGAAUAGCUUCAUGGGAUCCUCAGAAUAAUGCAACUUCAACAACCGAUCCAUAUAAGACCCUGUUUAUCGCUAGAAUUAAUUAUGACACAUCAGAGAGUAAAUUGAGACGAGAAUUUGAAGCUUAUGGAACCAUCAAAAAGGUAAUAAUUGUUCAUGACAAAAUAAGUGGGAAACAUCGAGGCUAUGCUUUCAUUGAAUAUGAACAUGAACGGGAUAUGCACGCGGCUUACAAAUAUGCUGACGGUAAGAAAAUUGAUGGACGUCGAGUUCUAGUGGAUGUUGAAAGGGGUAGAACUGUCAAAGGAUGGUUACCGAGGAAAUUAGGUGGAGGAUUAGGCGGAACUCGAAGAGGUGGACCUGAUCAGAAUGCUAAACACUCUGGGCGAGAAGAUAACAGAUAUGAUGAUGCGGAACGAGAGAAAUUUGAACGUAUGAAUUUAUCUAGAGAUCGUGAAAGAGAUCGAGGAGAUAGAGGUGAAAGAGGAGAAAGAGGAGAAAGGGAGAAAGAGGUGAUAGAGAUCGUGGUGAUCGUGGUGAACGCACUGAACGUUCUGAACGAACUGAACGUGGUGACAGAGGAGAUCGAGAUCGUAGAAGAAGACGAAGUAGAAGUAGAGAUGAGAAGCGAGAUCGAGAGCGAAGAAAGCGAAGUAGAAGUCCUAGAGAUAAAGAACGAGCAGAACGUGGUGAAAGAGAGCGACGUAGAGUUGAUGGAUCAAAAAGCCCCACCAAAGUCGCAGCAUUCUAAUCGUAGUCAAACCCCAAAACAAAGAAUAAAGAUGUUCAAACUGUUCUUCACUUCGAUCUUCAAAAAAAUAAGUCCAGUCAAGUUCCACCCCAAAGGCUAAAAACCAUUUGCAAAUUUUUCGACUGAAAACCAGGUCAAAAUAAUUCACGGACUUUCAAACAUAAUAUUCUGUCUUUUUAUCGCAACUCGAAUCGUGCCACUUGGAAUUCGAAUGUGAUAUUUAGAAUAUGAAAAAAAUUUCAGAUAAUCGAUAAUAAUUUUGUUAUUAUACAUUUUAACUGAUAAACUGUAUCUAUUAAUACAAUCCCAGGAUAUGA
This is a messenger RNA of Panonychus citri (citrus red mite), 1453 nucleotides long. RefSeq names its product U1 small nuclear ribonucleoprotein 70 kDa-like (gene snRNP-U1-70K). Bases 139 to 1236 code for a protein of 365 amino acids. Lineage: Eukaryota; Metazoa; Arthropoda; Arachnida; Trombidiformes; Tetranychidae. The transcript has 6 exons. Gene Ontology annotation, cellular component: precatalytic spliceosome; U1 snRNP; U2-type prespliceosome. Gene Ontology annotation, molecular function: U1 snRNA binding; mRNA binding. The record is from RefSeq and is a predicted model, not a curated record. Gene Ontology annotation, biological process: mRNA splicing, via spliceosome.